Molecule: messenger RNA, 8648 nt
Organism: Chara braunii
Lineage: Eukaryota; Viridiplantae; Streptophyta; Charophyceae; Charales; Characeae
Source: the annotation of a GenBank genome assembly
GGGACGGCGAGCAGGUCGCAGCACGGGCUGGCCAGACGUCAGCCACACAGAGAGACCGCCAGUGCCUAUGCGUUACACAGGAGAAGCAGAAGUGGUUUAUCGUUUUCGUUUGUUCCUUGUCUGCAAUGUCUUUUCGCCAUCGCCGCCCUUAGUCUUUCUGACCUCCUCAACAGCCUCUCUCUCUCUUUCAGUUGUCCGCCUUCUCCUCUUCUUCCCCUCUGUCUUUAUGAUGGGUUAGCAGGUUAUCUACAAGCGACACGUUUCAGCGGCUCGUCGCGAAGGCUGUUCCGCCGCAGCAGAGGGAGUGAGCAGAAGAGAGGGCGUGAACGUGCCAUGAGCGUCAAUAUGAAGCAAGGGCUUCAUCAGAACCACACGGCCAUCUAUGCAAUGCCAACGUAAGACGACAGUGUCCUAGUCCGAUUGCCUUGAAGAGAGAGUAAAGAGCCGACGAGUUGGAGGGGGUUGGGGAGUGGAAGAAAGAAGGGAGAGGAGUUGCGCCGGUCGUUUCUCACACGCGUGACGGUCUCAUAUACGCUCGAUUAUUAUCGAAGGCAUCGCGCGUGUGAAGCGGGGGGGUUGGUUGAUGCUGGUGGUCGAAAUUCAUCGUUCAUGUUGGUUGAGACGUACCCAGUGACAGAGCGGCAUAGCCCGAGAGAAAUUUGUCUCCGAGACAGUGACCGUGUCGUUUACGGUAGGCGGAAAUUGGACAGAGACGGGUGACUGAGCAUCUUAAGUUGGACAGGGCAGAAGAAGGUGCUGACAGGUGAGGUUGAGAGGCGUCAGGAAAAGGAGAGGGAGAGUAGACGUGGAGUGCGAAAGCAGCGGAAGGGCCCGUCAAUAGCGAUAGUAGGGAGAGGGAGAGGAGGAAGAGGGCGAGUGAUCACCCGCGUGGGGUGGUUUUUGGUUCGUCCCUGGCGGCGGGAGGGGGGUGUUGUUUGUUGGGGGGGUGUUUUUUUUUUUUUUUUAUUUGUUCUUAUUGGUUUAUCGUUUCCUGGCGGCAAGAUGGCUGUGCAUUUCAAGUUCAAAAGUGCUCGUGACUACGACUCUGUUGACAUCGAUGGACCGUUCAUUUCUGUCGCGAGUCUGAAAGAAAGAAUCAUCGAAUUCAAGAAACUGGGAACGGCGGCGGAGAUCGAUCUUGUCAUCACGAACGCGCAGUCGGGAGAAGGUCUGCUUCCUAAAUUCGAUGUUCUGGCGUGCUUUUAUUUUGCCGGAACAAUUGUUGUUGUUUGUUGUUGUAGCAGUAGGAUUUUACAGUGCGCGAGGAAAGUGGUGGGUGAUAUUUAUGUGGAAUUUGGAUUCGUAGAAGAGGAGUGGGAGGAAGAAGCGAAGACGGAGGAGGAGAAGUUUGCGGGAAGGAGUGGAUGUUUGCCUGAUGAGGCGGGAGAGACUGCAUCGCAAAUUUCCGCGAGCAGUGGCUCUUCGAUAUUUCUUGGCGCCUCUUUUUCUGCGUUUGGCCUCAGGACUUUCCUGUCUCCCCGGGCACUCCUUGAUGAGUCGUUUUUGGUGCCGAAGAAUACUUCCGUGAUUGUUCGAAGGGUGCCUUCUGCAAGACCAAAGCCCACUUUGCAAGUCAAGGAAGAGGCGCCGACGAAACAAGUAGCAGCAGGAAACGAGCGACAGUUUGGGGGAAAGUUGUUGCAACCGCCACGAGCAGGGGACGCUUCAGGAGGCAGAUUCGGCAGAGGCAUCAUUCAUGAUGUGCCGGAUGGGCCAGAUGAUUUUGGCAGCGACUUCUACGAAACACCCGAUCUCCAUAUUCCACCACCACCAAGGGCGGACGCAGAGGAGUAUAGCCGUAUCCAGGCGAUGGUGAAUUCUACAGCCUCCGAGUGGCAGAGGCAAACGUAUGAAGGAUUUCAUGGAGGUGGACGGGGGUUUAAUCGGGGUGGAUAUGGCGGCCGCGGAAAUUUUGGGGGCGGAUUCGGGCGGGGGGGCUUCGGCGGCCGAGGGUUUGUUCCUCGUGGCAAUCCUCCUCCGGGUUAUGUCUGUCACCGAUGUGGGCAGCCAGGACAUUUCAUCCAGCUGUGUCCAACCAAUGGAGAUCCUGCAUUUGAUAUGAAAAGGGUCAAAAUUCCUGUUGGAAUACCAAAGACGAUGCUGGUGGCGAACCAGGACGGUUCCUACCUCCUUCCAUCUGGAGAAGUCGCGGUCAUGCAGCCUAAUGAGUCUGUGUUUGAAAAGGAGGCAGACGCCUUGUUGUCUGCCAAGGCUGCCUCGCUUGAACCGCCACCAGAUAUGCGCUGCCCCAUCUGCAAGGGGAUCUUUAAGGAUGCAGUGAUGAUCCCGUGCUGCCAGAUCAGCUUCUGUGACAGAUGCAUUCGUCAAGAGUUGAUGGCGAAGGGAAAAUGCCCUCAGUGCUCGAGGACGAACAUCAUGAAUGAUGAUUUGCUCCCAAAUUUGUCGCUAAGGAAGGCGGUUGAUCGAUUUGUGGAGUCGCACAUCACGAGCAGUGCUGAGGAAACAACGCCAACGCGGCGGAAUAAUGAUGCAGGGAUGACAAGGAAGGCAUCAUCAGGCACAGGAUCUCGAUCUGGAGAGGGACGAAUAGAACUACUGCCUGUGUCUGAUGCAGCGGAGAGCAUGCUCAAGGAUGAAGUAGGGGAGACAGCAAAAGGCGGUUCUGCAUCGCCUCUUGCUGCUGCGCCUGCAGUGAAGAAAGAACCAUUGGAAAAUGGUAUUUCACUAGCGUCAUUAACGAGAAAGCCAGUGGUUGCAGCCUCGGGGGCAGCGGAUGCAAAGAAAAGUGAUGUCGUUAUGGGUGAUGCUGCAAGCCAGGAGAAGAGCGCAGGUGGCCCCAAGAGCGAACCUCCGGCUGCAGGUGAUGGGAAAUCUGGUACUGCAGGAGGAAAGACUGCUUCUGGAGAUGAGACAGCGGAUGGAGCAGGUGCUGACAAUGCAGCAGCAAAAGCCAAAAAGAAGAAGUUGAAACGGGUGCAGCGAGCUGCUUCUGAUGGGACACCUGCACCUGGUGAUGCAAUGCCUGGUCCACCAAGCAACAACAUUCCUAUGCAGAAGGGGAGGGCGCCAAUGCUGUCAGCGAGGGGGGAAAGACUAUGCUACACAUGUCAUGCUCCAGACCAUUUUAUGAGAGACUGCCCGGAAAAUGUGGGUCUUGGAGGCCAUGGACCAGUUGGAGGGCAUAUACCCCUUCAUGUUGGACACACAUCAAUGCACUCGGCUUCCUUUCAGCCGUCGCAGCAGCAAUUGCAGCCAUCAAUGCUUGGUCCAGGUGGUCCUCUUUAUCCAGGCUUACUUCCUCCUUUUGGAGGAAUUGGUGACGGCGGCGGCUUUUUCCCUGGUCCAGCUACUGCCGCCGCUGUGCUGCAGCAACAAGGUCCACACCCAAAUGUCGGAUAUGGCACAGUUUUUGGACCAACAGUACCCUCAGGGGCGCCUUUCGAUCGUGUUAUGCAGAAUGGGCCAUUUGUUCAACAGGCUCCAUUUGCUCCGAUAACUGCUCCUUUUCAUGGUGGUGUCCCCUUGCCACACAGUGGCAGCGGUGAUUACGGCGCAAGCGCUGGUCCUGUGGGAAUGAUGAGACCUGUAGAUGCACCGUUGAGCCGCGAGGAGUUUCUGCAGCUGCAAGAAGAGGAGCGUAGGAGAAGAGCCAUGCAAGCAAGGGGAAGGGAAUCAAUGGCUGAGCGCCCUCUGGAAAGAUCCUUUGCACGGGAGGAGCCCAAUUUCAUUCCAAACGACGAUCCAUUUGAUAUGUUCAUGAAGGCUAAGCGAAGGGCUCCAUCACCCGACUUGCGGAGGCGAGAUCAAGACUAUGGAGAAUAUCGACGGCGAGAGGAGUCUCCUCUUCAUGCGAGGCCUGAGUCUCCGAGCUUUUACAGGAGGAGAGAGAAUACCUCGCCCGACUUCAGGCGAGUGGAGGACCCUCUCGACAUGCGAUAUGAAAGGGUGAGAAGAUCGCCAGAGAGGGCAGUCAACGAGUAUCCUCCUCCUAGCAGGUUGGGUGUGAGCCAGGUGCGUGACUAUGCUGUAAUUGCUGCAUACGAUAGAGAGGAGACACGGGAACCUCGGACUCAGCAACGGUGCCCCGAUGAAACAGCUUCCGGAAGUGCAAAUGGUGUCAUUGCGAGUCGUGCUGCGAGAGUCCGCCACAUCGACAGCCUUGUUGAUCCAUAUGGACCUACAUUGUCUGAUGCGUUUAGAGGACGGGUGACAGGUCGGUAUGCGGAAGAAGAUUCAGUGCGGGAACUGUUUGCUUCCACAGACGAAGCCAAGUACCAGAGGGCUAGACGGGAUGCGGUCUCCAAGGUUCAAGACUACUACUCUGCUGCUAAGGAGAGUGAAGCGCGUCCUUGGCGAAGUCAAGGUGAAGAAUUUAAAGACAGAUCGCGGGGUGUCGGAGGUGUCGACCGAGGCGUGGGAGGUGUUGACCGAGGCGUGGGAGGUGGUGACCGAGCCGUGGGAGGUGUUGACCGAGUUGUGGGAGGUGUGGACCGAGUGGUCGGAGCUGUGGAUCGAGCUGUUGGUGGUGCGGACCGAGGUGUCGACCGUGGUGUGGACCGCGGUGUCGACCGUGGUGUGGACCGCGGUGUCGACCGUGGUGUGGACCGCGGUGUAGACCGAGGUGUGGACCGCGGUGUAGACCGAGGUGUGGACCGCGGUGUAGACCGAGGUGUGGACCGCGGUGUGGACCGCGGUGUGGACCGAGGUGUGGACCGAGGUGUGGACCGUGGUGUUGACCGAAGUGUUGACCGUGGUGUUGACCGUGGUGUUGACCGUGGUGUCGACCAGGGUGUUGACAGUAGGAUGGACUAUGAUGUCCGAAGUGUUGAUAGGGAUAGGAAGUUCCCCUUGAGGAUGCAUGACGAUCCGUACAGCAGCAAAGAUGACCUGAAGACAUCUCAUGUUAGGCACAGUGGUGCUCAUCUGGAUUCGAGGAACGAAAGCAGCAGAAUGCGGAAUGAGGAGGAUCUGUAUACUUCGAGAGGGGCCCGUGACACUGUGAUCACAGACGGAGAGAAUGCAAGGCAACAAUUAAGGCAGCGACGGCAUUAUGCAAGCGAUGCUGACACUGAUGUUGGUCGCCGACAUAGUGAUCUGAGCACUGGAGUUGGUGGAACAAGGGAGAUGGGAUGGGAUGGAAACCGUCUGCGCUCGGAUGCUUACGAAAGCCGAGAUCGUGAUCGGGAUCGUGAAAGGGAUGAUGAUGAUGAGAGAUAUGAUGCGGACAAGCGAAAGAAACAUCAUCAUCAGAGUUCCAGGGACGUAUACGAUCGUGACGUCAAAACGGGCAUUAGCUCGGAGGAGCUUGAGAACGAGGCGAAAAGGAGAAAGAAGCAGUCGAGCAGGUAUGACGUGACAGACAAGCGAAAGAAGCAUCACCAUCAGCAUCAGAGCUCACGGGACUUGUAUGACCGCGACGUAAAGGGUGGCGGAAGCUCCGACGAGCUCGAUAGUGAGUCCAAGAGGCGAAAAAAGCAGCAGCCUAGCACCUCCGGUGGCCGGCGGUAUAACAACAGCCAGUAUGAUGAUGACUGGGCUCUGCGUGGAGGCGAUGCCUAUGGUCGUGUGGAGAAAUCUUCCUUGCAUGAUGUGAGGCAGAGGGAUGAGGACACCUGGGCUCUGCGGAGGAGUAUUUAUAGAGAAACCAUCUCUUCUUAGAUUUUGUCUAUAGGGCAACAAUGCCGGUAGAACACAACAUCCCCAAUAUAGAGAUUCACAGUUUGCAGGCGGCAGACAUUAUUGGUAGCAUUUGAUGUUUCAUGAAGCUAGCAGAGUAGCAUUCGGCUGGUGGGCUCGCCUGCUUGUUGUGCAGCUUUCUCCUCUCCUCGCUCCCCUUUUUAGUUGGAAACUGGUAGCGCUUGCUCAGCUUCCGUUCUUUCUGAUGGAGCAACACAACUGUAUGUGAUUUUCAAGGUUAUUCUUUCUCCUUUUGAGGAGAAUCUGGAUCAGGCACCGAUGAACAUGAUCAACCCAACGAGGGUUCCUCCAGUUGUUUCAAGUUUCAACGCAUCUUUCUUUUCUCCCGACACCCCGCCGAGUGGUGGGAUCUGUUCCUGCAUUGCGAUCCAUUGUGAAUGGGAUUGUAAAUAACUUUGGAUGAACAGUGUACCGUGACUCGUCACGCAUUCCCUGCCGUCAUGUGUUUGGGGAAGUGCUUGCUACUGCAGCAUUCGGCGGUGCAGUCCUCAAACUGUCCCUUGGUGCACGGCUGAUCGAAUGUGAUGGGCAUGUAGUCUGCAGAUUAUCACUGGCCAUAAAUUAGGGGUUGAUUGUUUGGUACACACCUUGUGGAGUAAAUGAAAGUGGGCGCUUGGAUUUCUCACCCAUAGCUUGUCAAUCGAUUCGAACUUGCGGAGUGCAAAGCAAGCCGGUGUGACUAGUGCCUGGUACGUAGAGAUGGAGGUUCAGCUUUUUGUUGAAAAAAAAAAUUCAGGAGCACUGGCGAAGAUCGACAGAGAAGCUCACAGCGAUACAAACGGCUAGAUCAGGACCCCUCUUUUAAGUAGGGUGCGCAGGAUACGGGAACGUCUUGGGGCAGGCAGUACAGACUGGUGCGGAUUUUUGGUGAAACCAUGGCUUUAGCUGGUGGUACUGUUGUGCGAGAAUCAGUAUACAGAGCAAUUUUAUCCCCUUUCUUUUCUCCCUUUUUCCAAGGUUUUAAAGUUCUGUUGACAUUUGAACUGCAGACCCUGCUUUUUUUCUCGCUCUUACUGAGACGCCCCGUACGCAGAGACGAUUUCUCUUUUUUUGAAUAAAACCGAGUUUGUUUGUUUGGGUUCUUUCUGCGCGUUUUGAUGUAGUGACUGUUGAGGCUGUUGUCAAUCUGUGAGUGGAGUGGUGAUGAGGAGAAUUGUUGUUGGCACAGGAACACUUACGCUGUUGUCACGACAGCUUUAUUCUGGCAAGAGAGGGAGGGUAUCUACUAAAUGCUUUUCCAGCGGUCGAGCUUUCUGGUUUUGAACGAAGGGUCCACAGAAUUUAUCUUGUGGAACUCUUAUCGAUAGACACACUGGGAGAGUUUUCAUAACAUGGGCCUAAUCCGGCGAAGCAGUUGAGCUUUCUGGUUUUGAAGGAAGGGUCCACAGACGAAGGCAAGCUGUGGACCGUUGUUGGUCUGUCGUAACGGUCGGAGAAGUCAAACCUACCCUGCUACAGGUGCGCGAGUCAAUCUGUUAACCUUGGCCUUCACUCUGGUUCUAGUCAGCCAGGGGAGGAUGCACGCAGAUUUAUGUACAUUUCCGCAUCUUUUGUAAUGUAAAUGUGUAAGAAAUGGGCAUUGAGCACAUGUAUGUGCAUGCACUUUCUGCUCGAUUUGUGAUUGUCCCUCGCUCUCGUUUUCCGGGUUGUUGGGAGGUCACAAAAUUUCAGUUUUCCGAGUUUGGAUGGGACUCGGUGACGCUUUCAGACAGAUCCGGUGAUGUUUUGUGACACAUAAUUUCAUACUUGAGUAACUUCACCUUUGACGCACGGAGGAGUGUUGUGGUGCCGUAUGAUUACCGGCAACAUUGUACUCGGGUGCGAGACCCUGAUUUGAGAGUGGCGGAAAUGGUGAUGCAGUGAGCCUCUGUGUCGCCAGCAUAGAUAGCAUGGGGAAGCAACGUAGCCUGUAGCCUGUGGCACAUCUUUAUAUGCCUAACCAUUUGGUGCAGCUCCUGCGAAAAUAGGAUGCGGUGCUUCCGCAGGCGACAACUGGACCUUGUCUGGUCUGUGUGGGGAUGUCCACGUAACCUGUAGUAGCCACAGGGCAUUAGCUGCUGAACUCAGGUGUAUUUGCGACCCAAACACGUAUUUGCGACCCGAACACGGACUGGCUUCUUGUGCCAUCCCAUGGUAGUCUGCUCUGCCUGUGAGUACUCAGAGCCCUGUGAAGUUUGUCGUCCCUCUGUUAUGGUUCUUCUCCCCAUCUCCCUCCCCUCCCGUUUCCGCCUCCUUCCCCCUGCCUGUGCAGGGAUGCGGGUAGCCCUUUGAACUUCUCUAGAGGCAUACGAAAGUGCAUCACAGAGAAGCGAGACAAAAUACAGACUUCUACCCCUGUGCACUGUUUUUAUAAUGUGCAAUUUGGCCGGUAUGGCACACACGGAUGCGGGAAGCCUGCGCUCAAUGACAUCGGAGUGGUGCACGUGAGAGGAACAGGGGGAGCUACAAAGAACUGAAAGAGAAACCGCAAUUAAAGCCAAGGAAAGCAAUACAAGUGGGGCUCUCGCUUCUACCCCUGAUUUCUGAAUCUGUUCACAGUCUAUGCAAGGCGAACCCUCUGGUGCUGUAAAAUAAUACCAUACCCCUUUGGUGCUGUAACAUAACCCCCCUUUAUUUCUUCUUGACCCCCAGCUUUUUCCUCAGUGGAUCUGCUGAGUGGAGCCUGCAACCGUUUAGAAAAGAUCGGGGGUGGGGGGGAGCAGAACCCCUGGAUACGUGUCUUCUUAUUGCUUCAAAUCCUGUGAGCGACCGGUGUGGCCAUUUGCAAAGAAGUGUAUCGGUGGCUGGGGGAGAAUAGGGGAUUUCCCCCCCUUGCCUGGCGGAUGUUUAGCUGAGUCUGGAGAAGUAUUGCCAGCGUGAGAGAAAACGUUUUCAGAACCACUUAUUCUGUGGUCAUCAAUAACAAUUUGAAAAUUUUGCCUUCACCUCCAGAGUUGUGGGGUGAAGGCCAAAUUGGUUUUUUUCCGAACUAGUAAAAAUCCAUUUACGAA